AUGAAUAAUGAGAUUUUUAUAACACAAUAUUUCGAAAACACACAAGAUGAUCAUCGAAUUGAAAAAAUUCUUCUUUUACAACGUCUUAUUCGUUCAUUUUAUGUUCGUCGACAAUUUGAACAUGUUCGAAAAGAAUUUCUGAAAACAUUAAGUGAUAUCGAAGGAGAACUUUCGAUAAAACCUGAACCACCACCACAGCAAAAUACACUUGUUAUUCGUCCAACAAAAGAUGACUUAUUAAAAAAACGCGAAGAAAUUGCUAUUGAACUUCUAUGGAUUGAACAAGCUAUUCAAAGUCGAAAAGAUUAUUUACGUUUAAAAUCUCGUUAUACGACGUCUAUGUCGUAG
Molecule: messenger RNA, 348 nt
Organism: Adineta steineri
Lineage: Eukaryota; Metazoa; Rotifera; Eurotatoria; Adinetida; Adinetidae
Source: the annotation of a GenBank genome assembly